UGUAAUACACUAAAGCUUUAUUUUUAUAUUUUCUCACAGCAUGGUUCCCGAUGACCAGAGGACGACUCCCGCCAUGUCCCUAAAAAUCCUGUCAAUACUCUGGCCGCUGCGUGUCGCCUACGUGCUGCUGGCCGUCAUGGUGCCUGUGAGCCUGCAGGGUGACGUGGGAUGGGGGACCGAGUACCCGCUGGUGCCGUGGGAGGACCUGUGGCGGGAGGUGGAGGAGAUGACGGAGGGGAUGCAGGACUGCCACGCGGAGACCUCCACCUGCUGGCCCACCACCAACACCUCCGUCCAGGCGAAGGUGGCCGAAGUGUGCAGACCGUGUGCGUGCGACAAGGAGUGUGUGCGUUACGGAGAAUGCUGCAGGGACAAGGCGCAGGCGGACUGGGGCGACGGCAGGGAGGAGGGCAGCGACCGGUACAACUGCAGGAGGAUGCGGCCCUUUGACAGCGUGGGGCUACUGAUGGUGGAGUCCUGCCUGCCGGAAUACAGGAACACCCCCGUGGAGCGGCUGUGCACCCAACAGGUGCCCGAGGAGGCGUACAGUUACAUCCUGGACCUGGGCGUCACUUCCCGCCGCACCAACACCACGUACGGCAGCUACCACUGCGCCGUCUGCAACAACGACGCCGCCUCUCUACACACUCACGAGGUCACCAUCAACUGCUUUACCCGGGAGAUACUGAAGGAGUUUACAAUGAAGGAGUUCAUGCGAAAGGCGACCUACAAACCCGGAAGCCUUCAGUUACAGCGUUUUGUCUACGAAAGUGAAGAGGACGAGCGACUACACGCCUACAGGGAGAUCCAUCACUGUUCGCUGCAGGUGGCGGAGUUCAACAAGCCUCUGGAUUUUGUGGAGAAGUACGGCGGGCGGCUGUGUCUGUACCCCAAGGCUGUGUGUGAGCCACGCUUCCACAAAAGACCUCACUGCAGGGAACAGGUGCGGCACUGUGACCCGCUGUGGCCUGACCCCCUGGACGUGGAGAAGUGCCGCCGCUACUCCCAGAUGGUGCUGCACACAACCGACACCAGCGUCACGCUCUACAAGAACCCACACUGCGCCAGAUGCAACUUUGUCAACAUGUCCAUGGGAAAUUUUCAGUGCCUGGACCCUAAUGACCCCAACAUGUGCUCCUCCGCCAUCUCCAUAAGGAAGAUCAAUCUCCCUCCUGUGUUUUCAGUGCUCAUGGAUUUCCGAAACUCCUCCUGCGAUGCCCAAGACGAGCUCUGGGACCCCAUCCACCUCGCUUGCAGGAAGGUGUUCUGCGGUCAGCUCUACAAAUUAAGCAACGGUUUCUGCGUCAGGGAUCCCGAGGUCUUUGCUGUUCUAGAGAAUUCAACGCUGUUAUAUGAUUCCUGUCGCAAGAUCAAAUUGUCCAUGGACGAGUUCACGCCACGUUCUGACGGUUCUAUGCACGUCAACGCCACGAACAAGGUGUACGAGCAGGGAGAGUACGAGAUGCUCAGCGACGGGAAUGUACUGAUAUGCAGUGACAACGACGAAUACGUGAGGAGCUUCACGACGCUCCACCAGCUGCUCACCCUCGUCACCAUGGUCGUCUCACUAUUGGGCUUGGCGUUACACAUCGUUAUCUACAUCCUGGUACCCCGCCACAGGAACCUGCCGGGAAAGAACCUGUUCUCUCUUAGUUGCUGCCUCUUUCUGGCCUACCUCAUCUUCCUGACGGGGAUCAGAGCCACUGAACACCACGGCUUCUGUGUCUUUAUUUCCGCGUCACUCCACUUUUUUUGGCUGGCGUCCUUCUGCUGGAUGAGCGUGAUGAGCGUGGACGUGUGCCGCACCUUCACCAGUCAGGUCUACCGCGGGGACUCGGCCGGGUAUCACACCUACGCCCUCUACUCCCUCUACGCCUGGGGCGUCCCUACUCUGGUGGUCACUCUUGCCCUCAUCUGCGACUACGUAGGUUUCCUGCCCGAGUACCGCCCGCAAUACGCCACGAACCUCUGCUGGAUCAACAACAGCUACGGCCUAGCAACAUUCUUCCUGCUUCCCCAGGGUGCCAUCGUGCUGGAAAAUACCUUGCUGUUCUUGGUGACUGCCCGGGGCAUCUAUAAACAGAUGAAGGCAGCCAAAUUCGCCAACAGGCGCUCCCAAAGUGUCAAGGGAACCAAGGAGAAAACCGUCAAAAUCAUGCACAAGGGAGCCCCGAAGGAGGUUGUCCAGAAUCGAAGGAGCAAGAAGGAGCGGCUGCGUCUGGUGCUGUACGUGAAGCUGGCCGUGAUCCAGGGGGUGUCCUGGGUCACCGGGUUCAUCGCCGCCUUCGCCGACCUGCCCGCCUGCUGGUACGUCUUCACGGUCUUCAACGGUCUGCAAGGAGCCUUCAUCUUUAUCGGGUUCGACAUGAAGAAAAAGGUGUGGGAGUCCGUGUGGGAGUCAGUGAUGGGCACGCCGUGGAGCAAACGUCACUCGUCCAAGGAGACGCGCACCACCACCACCGGCAGGACACUCUCGGGGCAGAAAGACUCCAACAGUGAUUCAGAAGGAGGCAGCGAGCUUGAUUCUGCCUCAGGUCCUCUAGUAAGAGAAAGGAGUGUAGGGCGGCAGGCAGGGGCAGGGGUGGGCCAGAGCACCUCAUCCAGGCACUGUUCUCCCCCUAACGCACAGGCUUUUGACAGAGUCAGAAAGCUCGGCACAACGGGCUCCCAGAGGACUCAGGCUGACUCCCCAGCCCCGCUUCUCCCUGCCCCAGAGGAUGAGGCGCCCCAGAGCCAGCCAGUGGGAAUGAGGACGGGAGGGGACCUUCGGGCACGGGUGGUUCGUGGCAACUUUGAUGGUGAGCGGCCGGAGGAGACAGCUAAGCUGAAAUCUGAGGGCCCAAAUUUACCCCAUUCUGAGAAGGGAGACACUCAAAAGAACAAGCCCAACGUGCAACGCGUGAUGGACCUCCUCCAGCAACUGCAGCGAGAUUCGAGGAGUUCAGUGGACCUGCCAGACCUGGUGCAGCAGCUACUGAAGUGCAGUGGGGGAUCCUAUGAGGCAGUAAGACACCCACAAGCCGCCUUCUCAAAGUGCAGAAGCUUUACUGAGGGAACAUUUCCUGAGCUCGAAAGGGGGCAGCAGAAGGAAUUUGUUUUCCAAUUGAGGAGCAUGGUGGGUGGUUCCUUCAAGGGAGAUGACCGCGGCCACUUCAAGGACUUCAGUGCCCCUUACCAGGUUAGCAGAAGCCACUCAUUGGCCAACACAGCCCACACAUCCCACAACAGCCUCUACUCCCCCAGCAAGGAACAACCAAGCCAGCUUCCCACGAGCAGUAACCCCGCCACCACCCUCACCACCCCACACACCAAUAUAAAGAGAACACAAGAGAUCUCUAGCAACUUGGAAAGAAUCCCUAAAUCCCAGUCAUUUUCCCAGAUAUCUAAAGUCGCUUUGGCAGCCUCAUUCAUGCAGAAAGCAGCCAUGGACGCCAGGGAAAAGAGGCAACAGGGCACAGAAAGGACCUUGGGAAGUUGCCGAGGGAAAAGAGAGAGUCUACAGCACGUGCCUUCCACCAAGAAGCCGUCUACGUCUACCCCUGAGAGCCUGGUGUGAAGGGCAUGUUUGAUACGUAGUGAUGGCGUCAUUGUGCAUCAUGCAGGACUACAACUAGGUUUAGGGGACAGAAAUGACCAAAAAAAGGCAAUGCAUUAGUUUCCAGGGCCACGAAUCUUCCCGAGGAGGUGAUUGACCCUGUGGUACCUCUAGGUUACAGGCCUGGCUGUUUGCAAAUCUAAAAGUUUGUACAAUCAUCAACAAAAGCAUUGCUGCUUCACCUGCUAAGUUUCGAACUUUGUGAUUCACGGAUUUAUGAAGCACCAGACACAAACACAAUUCUCCACCGACAUCUGGCAGAUAGUGUGGGGAGUUGGAGGCUCUUAUUGGUCUCGGACUAACAGCUAUUAAAUACUUGCCACCGAAGAUUGCGGUGUUAGUGGCAGUGUGAAGGAGAGGUUUAUGUAAUGAUGGCAUGGAGGGCGUGGUUGGUUCAAAGGUAAAGAGUUAGGGGUCGUUAGUCUCCAUGCAAGCGGCAAGGUAAAGGAGCGCAGUAGUGAUGGCACGAUCUCGUAAAUAUUUCAAAUAUACUGCAUUACUAUCACAUCUGAUGUACCUAUGCACGUGACAUGACAGUGCCAGGGUCUGCAACAAUUGAAAUAAUGUACUCAACAGAAUAUCAUAUUUCAUCGCGUGUGCCAACUGUGUGCGGGAGAACUUAAUGGAAGGGACCCCGGGGGUUGGCAUCGUAGGGUGGGCAAGGCGACCCCCCACCCCCACCCCCGCCGACGCAUACCCCAACUGAUUGAUGAUUGAUACGUAACGGUAAAGUUGGCGGCAUACGCUAUGAUUACUCGUGGCCGCAGUGGUCAUCUCCGUCGCGUUGGCCAUUGAGACUGUGGAGCGGUAAGAACUCGCUAUCCCGGGACACAGGGCCAGUGUAACACCCGGGUUACCACAGAUUACUUUCUCAGGUUUCCCCAGGUACCUAUCUUUCGACAAGUCCGAAAGGGAAGAUGAAGAGCUUGGUUAGCUAACCCGGGCUCAAGGAUUUCAAACUAGGCACAAUAACCAGGGCGGCGUACGUGCGCCAGAUAUAUUGACGUUAUGAAACCUUGGGUAAGAAGCACUGUAAAUAGAAUGCACUUGAUAAUGAUAAUAAUAAUAAUAACAAUAAUAAUAAUAAUAAUAAUAAUAUGAUGAUGAUGAUGAUGAUGAUGAUGAUGAUGAUGAUGAUGAUGAUGAUGAUGAUGAUGAUGAUGAUGAUGAUGAUGAUGAUGAUGAUGAUGAUGAUGAUGAUGAUAAUAAUAAUAAUAAUAAUAAUAAUAAUAAUAAUAAUAAUAAUAAUAAUAAUAAUAAUAAUAAUAAUAAUAAUAAUAAUAAUAAUAAUAAUAAUAAUAAUGUAGGAAGCCAAUGAUAAAAAAAGAACACUACCGGAGAAUAAAGGAAUAGAAGGCAAGGUUUUACUGGAGAGUGUUGGAUCAAAGGCUACGGAAGUGCUAUUUGCGGAGAGAUGGUGAAAAAAUCUUAAGAAUCGAGGUUUGUGGCACGAGAACAAAUGAUAUCGUUGCGUACACAGACGCAUCAUCUAACCUUAUUCUGAAAUUUAGGAUAGAGGAGGUAGGAGUGCACAGAAUAGAAAUUACUCUCAGUAGCCUCAGAGCUGCGUUUCGGUUGAGGGGUGAAGGUGAGGUUUAGAGGAGGAGAGAUGGUGUUUCACAGAAUGGAAAUAAAAGCGAAAACCUUGCAUGUUGCAGAUAAGUUGGAAGAGCUAUUAGAUAGCACUUUAGGUUGUCACCAGAAGCAAGGUUCCACCCGCGGCUAUUUCUCGUCCCCAGACAGGGCCUCCGGUGUUGUCUGAUUAUUCAUCACUAUAAUUUAGCACAAGUUUUUAAGCAAAAUUUUGAGGAAAUGAUGCGUGUCAUGUGGAUGUAGUUUUCUGUGGAAAGUAAAAAGAACUUAUCCUUAGAGAGCAUGCUGAACUACUCCGGUGUUGAUGGGAGAUCUUCAAGGUAAAUUUUGGUAGAGGGCAGCAUCAUAAUACGAAAUAAGGUGUAGAGAAGGUAAACACACACACACACACACACACACACACACACACACACACACAUUCUCUCUCUCUCU
Messenger RNA from Eriocheir sinensis (Chinese mitten crab), 5620 nucleotides. RefSeq lists its product as uncharacterized. Lineage: Eukaryota; Metazoa; Arthropoda; Malacostraca; Decapoda; Varunidae. Gene Ontology annotation, cellular component: membrane. Gene Ontology annotation, biological process: cell surface receptor signaling pathway; G protein-coupled receptor signaling pathway. The record is from RefSeq and is a predicted model, not a curated record. The coding region runs from base 41 to 3556 and encodes 1171 amino acids. Gene Ontology annotation, molecular function: G protein-coupled receptor activity. The transcript has 14 exons.